Bactrocera neohumeralis is the source of this 2880-nucleotide messenger RNA. Its product is annotated as O-acyltransferase like protein-like. Gene Ontology annotation, molecular function: acyltransferase activity, transferring groups other than amino-acyl groups. Lineage: Eukaryota; Metazoa; Arthropoda; Insecta; Diptera; Tephritidae. Bases 617 to 2776 code for a protein of 719 amino acids. The record is from RefSeq and is a predicted model, not a curated record. The transcript has 6 exons.
ACUGUAUUUUUAGAAUUAAUAGCGUAUAAGUUACUCAAAAGUACACUCUUAGCGUAGACGCAUUACACAACCAACGCUUAAGUAUAUCAAGCUAAGCUUAAAUGCCACACUCUGUUUACAACUCAUAAGUACAGCUAAGUAACCAGACCGCCUUCGUGAGUUUGUGCGAGUAUGUCAAUGAAAGUGAGUUAAAGUUCAACUAACUUUAUAGUGCGAUCAGUUGAGACUGAUAAAAUAAAAAGAAUAAAAGUGCGGCAAGUGUACGCGCCGCUGUUUUGUUUGUGAGCGAAUGCGCGGCUCUUUGGUUGUGUCUAGCGGAAAAGUGAUUAUUUAUUUAGAAUAAAGGGUGAAAUAAUCAAAGUGAAAAUAUACGAAAGUGAAGUGAAAUACAAGAAAUAUUUUCCAGACUUUUAAAAAAAUAUGAAAAAAAUGCAAAGGAAGACAAAUCGAUGAAGUAACGAUUAAGUGCGAUUAAGUGCAGAAACGGCACUCUAACUGGCAUCGUUAAGUACCAAACCUGCUAUAUGCGUGGAGUACGAGCCAGUACCAGACUAACCCAAAAUAACUUAACCUAACAAAAGUGACAAAAUUCGCCGCCUAAAAAAGUCUAGUCAAAAUGUUUACAACACAAGUAAAUUUAAUAAUUGCAUGCACAUUAAUCAAACUAACAGUUGCAAGUGAAAUUUGCGUCGCGGGCGUGCAGCCGGAAGCGCCGGCCAGUCGGCAAGCGUUAGAGGAGACAGUUCAACGCACAUCGCCGCUUUAUGGCUUAUCAGCAAUCAGUAAUGAGUAUUCAAUUAGAACGCAGUGCCACGAGCACUUGCAGCUCUUCCGCGAUGGUGUGAGACAGAAGCUGCCUUGGGCGCUAAAAAUGUUCGACGCCUCGGCCAGCCUUGAGCCGGGCUUCACAUUCGGCAAUAAUUUUUGGCUGGGCAAUAUUGACGUUUGUAACGCCGUCGAUCAGCCGUUGACUUCGCAUACGUCAUCCCAUUUACCACAUAACAUGAAAGCCGCGCUGCUGACCUCAGUAGCGCCUUUCCACGUCGACUUUCGCAUAAUUUACCUACGUCACAACUCCAGCUGGCAAGCAGAUCCGGUGGUGAUUGCAUUUGGCACACGGGUGCAUGUGGGUCUCUGUGUACCAAGCUCAUGUGCGGAGCAAGAAAUUCGCAGUCUCAUGGAAACGUAUUUGGCUAGCGAUAUCUUUGUCGGCAAUGCGUUGUACGAAAUGAACUUGCAAUAUGAUUAUGCAAAGGAUCUAAAGCUGACGGCGUCUACUUUUCGCAGAACUUCAUUUUAUUUGUGUUGUCUUUUUAUUGCAACAACAAUUGGUUUGACCAUUGCUGCCGGCAUGACGCGGAGCGCAGCGAGCACGGAAGAGAAUAAUAACACCAAAGAUGUUGUUAUGGCGCAGGGACAGAGUGAGACUACCGCUGAAAGCAACACUACAAGUGAAAAGUUGCAGCUGGAGAAACAGCAACCCAUUAGUGUCUCGAGCUUCAUAGCCUGCUAUGACAUCCAAGCCAAUUGGCAGCACAUCUUUAAGCCGUCUAAAGCGGGUCACACAUUUGCUGCUCUCAAUGGCAUGCGAUUUGGCAGCGCCAGUUCUGUCACCGUGUACCAUUAUUUAAUGUUUCUCUUCAAUGGCACACGAAAUAAGUUGACGCUCUUCAACUAUCAAGUGCACUUGGGAAAUGUUGAUGUAUUUGUGGAUAUAUUUUUUACGAUCAGCGGAUUCCUACAGUCUUAUAAUCACUUUCGAAAUGUCAGAAUGUUGGAGAUGAUACGACAAAAUAAUUUGAAGCAAAACUUAGUAUUCAUAGGACUGCAUAUAUUUCAUCGGUGCUUGAGAUUGGCACCUUUAUACUUUCUAACUAUCGGCAUAGCAGAUUUUGGCGCACAGCUUAUAGAUGAAGUAUCUAUGUAUCAUAGCGAGCACAAAAUGAACGUGAACUGCGAAAAAUAUUGGUGGCGAAAUGUAUUCUUCAUACAGAAUUUCUACGAUCACAAUGACAUGUGUGGACUCUGGACAUGGUCGCUGGCGUGUGAUAUGCAGUUCGCGGUAUUGGCCACUGUGUUGCUUUUCCUAUAUGUCAAAAAUCCCAAACGCACCAAAUUAUGUUUAGCAGGUCUCGCUGUGGCAAGCGUAAUGUACACCUACAUUUAUGGACUCAAAUUGAAUUUCGAUGGCUCUUUGGAGUCAACUUUCGUCUUUCUAACGGAAAUCUACAUACACCCGUUAGCACGCAUUUUGGCUUAUAUUUCGGGUGGCAUCGCUGGUUGGUUCUUCGUUGAGCAGAAGCACUUGCCGUUCACUAUGGGCAAGAAGACACAACAGUUUAUGAGCUAUUUGAUAACACUCGUAUUCUUCGGCUGUAUUUUCAAGCCGCCCUUUCAAACACUUUCGCCGUUUACAUCGACCUCGAUUCUAUUGUUGGAGCGCAUCAUUUUUGCACUCACAUGCAGUAUUUUGAUUGUGGCCAAUGCGCAUGGAUGCAUGCGUUGGUUUUUCCGCUUAUUCGAGACGGUAUUAUUCCAGAAAUUCAAUAGAGUUGUUUAUGCAAUGUUUCUGUUGAACCCGUUGAUCACAUACGCACUGCCGGGUUUUAGUCAAUCGAACCUCUAUGCCAAUCUCUUAUCAAUGGUUGCUGAAUCCAUCGGCGUUUUGGUUGUCCUCGUAAUAGUUGCCACAGUGCUCACUUUACUCUUCGAAACACCUUACCAAAAUUUAUCCAGACUGUUGAUCAUUCAGCAUAUCAAGAAAAAACUUUCCUAACAAUUAAAUAUAAGUAACUGUAUCUUUUCCGUCUUUUGAAUAUGUGUUGAAUCAACACUGUUGGAAUAAUAAAUGUUUUGAUAUCGAUGAGUCACUUGAAAUAA